AUGACUCGCUCUAAUUCCCGAUGGUGGCACGCCUCCGACGACGCCGAUCUUGCCUAUGGAUUCGAUUCUGACGAUUUGAAUACUAGAUUCGCCGGGCCCUCCCAUUCUGCUCGCCCAACACUCACUCGUGAAGAGCUUGAUCGGUUAGACACACGAGCGCAAGGAGAAGAUCCAACCAAGAGCGGAUUAAUCGAGAAUAUGUCAUCUUGGCUACACCGGCAGGCCGGGUCGCAAACGUCCCAACUUGCGACAACGGCGGUUCUGUCCGGUGCGGCUGUUGCCAGUGCGAUUCUUGGAUACCAGGCCUACCGGCGAAAGGAGGCGGUACACGACCUGAAGGCUUCUAUCCCAGGGCUGGACGAAGAAAAUCCUGCGAGCAAGGUCGGUUCUUUCAAGUAUGGGUCUGCGCAGCACUCGUUUCUGGGUGUUGCUUGUUUGGGCCGCCCGGCAUAUUGGGCAGCGCCCGACCUUACUAUCCCAUUGAGCAAGGAGGAUGAGCGCGGUGCUGCACUUGCUCGUCGCGCGCAGCAGGGUGAUUACGAUGACGAUCUGAUCCUGGAGCAGCUCGCACGAAACCGUGUCUUCCUCAAGGAUGAGGGUCUCGCCAAGCUUCGAGGGUCUUACAUUGUGGUCGUGGGCUGUGGUGGUGUCGGAUCUCACGCUGCGGCGUCCUUGGCUCGUUCCGGAGUCUCCAAGAUUCGACUGAUCGAUUUUGAUCAGGUCACGCUUUCUUCACUGAAUCGCCACGCCUUGGCCACUCUCGCCGACGUGGGCACGCCCAAGGUUCACUGCAUCCGGAGGCGACUGGAGCAGAUUGCGCCGUGGGUCAUGUUUGACUGUCGCAAUGAACUUUUCGGCAAGGAUGCUGCCGAGGACCUUCUUGGGUCCUGGACGUUAACCCAUGAGGGAGAAGGCCGUCGCCCAGACUACGUGCUGGAUUGUAUUGACAACAUCACAUCCAAGGUGGAAUUGCUGCAUUAUUGUCACAAGAAUGGAUUGCCGGUGAUUUCAUCCAUGGGUGCGGGAUGCAAGUCAGACCCGACUCGCGUAGUGGUGGGCGAUAUUUCGACGAGUACGGACGACCCGCUUUGCCGCAGUACGCGGCGCCGGCUGAAGAUGCUGGGAGUCAACACAGGUAUUCCCACCGUCUUCUCCACCGAACGAACCGCUCCCGGCAAGGCGAGUCUUCUCCCACUUCCGGAGGAUGAAUUCUCCAAGGGUAAGGUGGGCGAGCUGAGUGUUUUGCCCGACUUCCGAGUCCGCAUCCUCCCCGUUCUGGGCACGAUGCCUGCAGUCUUUGGCUACACGCUGGCCAAUCACGUCAUCUGUAGCGUGUCUGGAUAUCCGCUCGAUUACAACACCGCUGGCAAGGGCCGUGAGAAGAUGUAUGAUUCGAUCUUGGCCUCACUGUCAAGCUUCUUGGAGAAGCAGGUCCGUCAGGUCGGGGGGCAAGAUCCCGUCGGUCUUCGCCUGCCUAUCGGCAAGGACGAUGUUCAAUAUCUUGUCGAAGAGGUGUUCCGCGGCAAGAGUGUUGUAACUGGUCUCUCCAAUCGCCUUGUUCUCAUUCCUUGGACGGUCCCCGCGCAAGGCUUCCAGAUGGAUCUCACCUGGGAGAAGGACGGGCAGAAGCUUUUCAGGCUCGAUGCGGCGGAUUUGGUCUGCAUGACCAAGGAUGAGGCAACUCGUCAUGAGCGUGAGGUUCUCCGGGGUGGGAAGAGAGCUGAGGAGCUGUAUGACGAGGUGGUCUUGAACCGGGUAACCUUGAGGCGGAAGGAAGUCGAGGAGUGGAAGACGCAGAAUGAGGAAUAUUUCCAAGUGCAGUAG
Penicillium oxalicum is the source of this 1824-nucleotide messenger RNA. Its product is annotated as tRNA threonylcarbamoyladenosine dehydratase. The transcript is spliced from 3 exons. The record is from RefSeq and is a predicted model, not a curated record. The coding region runs from base 1 to 1824 and encodes 607 amino acids. NCBI's taxonomy places the organism in Eukaryota, Fungi, Ascomycota, Eurotiomycetes, Eurotiales, Aspergillaceae. Gene Ontology annotation, cellular component: mitochondrial outer membrane. Gene Ontology annotation, molecular function: tRNA threonylcarbamoyladenosine dehydratase activity; ubiquitin-like modifier activating enzyme activity. Gene Ontology annotation, biological process: cyclic threonylcarbamoyladenosine biosynthetic process.